Prunus persica (peach) is the source of this 364-nucleotide messenger RNA. RefSeq lists its product as uncharacterized. The transcript has a single exon. The record is from RefSeq and is a predicted model, not a curated record. Lineage: Eukaryota; Viridiplantae; Streptophyta; Magnoliopsida; Rosales; Rosaceae.
AAUAAUUAGAUAAGAAAGAAGAUAGAAAGGGAAGGCAAAGCUGAACUUUUGCUAUACAUAAGAUUUGGAGGACAAUCAGAGAGCAGAGAGUUGAGGUGAAAAAGCUAUGAAGUUCUUAUUCCAGUGCCCCUGCUGCUCUUGUUUCUGCUUCAUGAAGCCCAAGAAAGGCAAGGCAAGGGUGAAGGCAGCAGCAACGGUAGCAUCCAAGGAAGAGAAGAAAGUUGAAACCAAGGGAGAGAAGAAGGUUGAAUCCAAGGAAGAGAAGAAAGAAUGACAACAAUGCAGCUACCUACAAUCAGAUAGUGCAUGCAUAAAUGAAAGCAUAUGUGCUUUGUUUAUGCUUUUCUUUCUUCUUGUUGAUUAA